Prorocentrum cordatum is the source of this 1593-nucleotide messenger RNA. Lineage: Eukaryota; Dinophyceae; Prorocentrales; Prorocentraceae. The record is from the annotation of a GenBank genome assembly.
AUGGCGGCGCAGGUGCCCGCCCGUGGCCUGCAGCGGCAGAGCGCCGGGGGCGACGCGGCGGCGCGCCGUCGCGGCGGCGCCCGGGCGCGUCCCGCCGAGGCCGGCGUGCUCACCUAUCGCUACGAGGACCGCGGUGCCGAGCGCACGGCCAGCUUCCCAGCGGACCCGAGGGAGGACGUCUCUGGCGCCGUCGCCUCGGCUUCGUCCGGGCCCCUGAGGGACUACCAGGACAAGCUCAAGGCGAUAACGCUCCGUGAGCGGGGGAUGGAGAAGGCCGAGAUAGCCGCCAAGCUCGGGCGUUCGGAGCACUGGGUGAAGAGGUGGUGGCGCGAGCACCCCGCCACGCUCGAGCGCCCCGCUGGGGCCAGGGACGUCGUCCUCCAGAAAGCCGGCCUGCACUCUUUCCGCGAUCUCGACAUCCGCCGGAGGUUCACGGAGGACGCCUCCCUCUUCGAGACUCUGAAGGAGCAGGUGGUCUGGAGGCAGGCCAAGGUCGUGAGCCGCGACCAGAACACGGGCGAGCUGGCCCUGCGCUACGACGAGAGGGGGCGCAGCAUCCGCGCCGGGCGCCAGGUGUCCGACUACACCGGCGGCCUCGAUGUUCUGGACAAGCUCCUGCAGAGGGUCUUCUCCGUGAUGGACAUCCGCGACACGCAGGCUCGGAUCUUCAUGAACUACUACGCAGACGGCCAAGAGAGGACCGGCGUCCACAGGCACGACUUCUGGACCUGCUUGCUGUCGUUCGGGGCCAACCGCAUCCUCACGGUCGACGGCCGACCCAUGCUGCUCCGCGACGGGGACCUCGUCGUCUUCGGGACGCAGAACCACGGCGUGCCUGUGAUGCCGGAGAUCACCAGCGGGCGCAUAUCUCUUGUAAUUUUCUUCUACCCGGACUCGGACAACCUGGAGCGCCAGUGGAAGACGAUCACAGACGAUGGGGAGCAGGAUGAGGAGGUUCCCCGCGCAACAGGUCCGGCUCCUCAGCUGCACGUCGGCGUGGACCGCAACUUCAACGCGGCCCUGCUCUGGAGCGGCACGCCGGCGGCGCCGGGGCGGGGCGGCUGCUGCGAGGGCCACGCGCCGGGCGGUGGGGGCUCCGCGGAGGUCGCGGCGCUGGCGGAGGCGCUGGACCCAGGCACGCGGCGCCGCAGCCUGCUGAAGAGCCCCAACUCGAGCCUCCAGUUCGAGGACGGCGGCGGCAGCGCGUCGCGGAGCGGGCCCGCGGCGGCCGCGGUGCCGACCGUGCUCUCGGCGUGCUGCGACGAGGGCGCCUCGGACGCCAGGGCCGCCGAGAAGCAGCUCUUCGGCCAGCUCGAGCGCCACGGGGCGCGGACCCUCUGGGACCUGCGCGCGCGGCCGCCGAGGGGCAGCUGGAGCGAGCCCGAGUCGCCGGGGGCGCCGCCGGCCACGCGCGCAGCGAGGAGGGCCAGGACGUGCUGCGGAGGCUGCUGGCCGCCGCGGAGAGGGAGCCCGCCGCCUUCCUGGCCGGGCCCGGGGACGCCGACUUCCGGCGCCCGGGCACGCUGCGGGCGGAGGUGGCGGCGUGCCUGGCGAGCGGCCAGCUCGGCCAGGCCGUCCUCGUCCAGCACGUGA